Molecule: messenger RNA, 2374 nt
Organism: Musa acuminata subsp. malaccensis (wild Malaysian banana)
Lineage: Eukaryota; Viridiplantae; Streptophyta; Magnoliopsida; Zingiberales; Musaceae
Source: RefSeq, a predicted model, not a curated record
ACAAUUUUAUCCUAUCGCGGGGUGUAUGUGCAAAAAGACCAGCCGGAGCUCCACCAAAUUAGGGUCCAUCGAGCGCCGCCCACAAUGGGCCGCUGCUACCACCGCCGCAGCCAUCGGUAGAACAGACGCCGCCCUCAGAACCCUAGCACUCUUUAUGCAUGGCGGCCCUAUCAAGGCCGUCGACGGAAGUCGCCUUAUGUCCGCCGUGGCCUGCGAAGCUUUCGAUUGGGCGCGUUCUUCUCCCUCCCGGACAGACGACGAAAAAGAGGAAACCGAAGAGGUUUCCUCUUCUCGCGACGGAGUCUCCAAAGAUCCCUCCACCCCCGGCGAAGAACUGCAUGUGAAGUUCUCCGAGGCGGUGCUCAGGUUCUCCAGAUCGGGCCGCGCUUCCGUCCGGGAGGUCGGCUCGCGACCCGCCCGGUUCCGCGCUGCUUCGUACAACAAGCUGAUGAAGGCCGUCGCCGAGGUCGGUUCAGCGGAUGACGUCCUCAGACUGUUCGGAGAAAUGAAACGGUCGGAAUGCCAACCCAACGUUCUCUGCUACAGCACCGUGAUCAACGCCCUCUUGACGGCCGGUCGCCACGAGGAAGCCGAGACAACGUUCGAGGAGAUGAUCUCCUCGGGAAUCAAGCCUAAUCUGUUCUCCUACAAUAUCCUGGUGAAGCUGCACGCCUGCUGCACGAAAAAAUUCGACUUGGCAUAUGAGGUCAUCGCGAUGAUGAAGAAAUGUGGACUUUGUCCCGAUUCGACUACCUACUCGACAUUGAUCACGGGGCUUUGCUCGGCGGGGAGGAUCGAGGAGGCAUGGGGCGUAUUGGACUGGAUGCUCGAGGAGAAUUGUCCGCCCACCACCCACAGUUAUACACCAAUCGUGCAAAGUUACUGCUUUGAAGGGAAAAUUGAGCCAGCCAAAAGCUUGAUGGCUACCAUGGUGGAUGUUGGUUGCACUCCGAGCACAGCGACAUAUAACAUAUUGAUCGGAGCGCUUUGCAGAGCCGGCAACUUUGAUGAGGUUGAGAAGAUUCUGACAGAAAGCGUACACAGAGGUUGGAAACCUAAUGAAAUUACUUACAAUACAUAUAUGGAUGGACUUUGUAAGAGUGGGAGGACCAAAGAAGCAUUUGAUCAGUUGGAAGUUAUGUUGGGGAUUGGAUUAUAUCCUACUGCUUUCACUUUGAAUAUACUUCUCAAUUGCCUUUGCUGUGAUUCCAAGGAGGUUUUGGUGGCUAAAUGUUUGAUAGAGAGGAGCUCUGAGCUGCAUUGGUAUGUCAGUGUUGUUGAUUACAAUGUUGUGAUGAGCGGACUCCGUAAGGCAGGACACUGGGUGGGUGUUAUCAAGCUCUUUACAGACAUGGUAAAAAAGGGCAUCACUCCUAAUAUUAGGACUUUCAACAUUGUGAUCCAUAGCCUUUGCCAUGGAGGAAAACUUCACAUGGCAGUCUGUAUGAUGAAUAGUGGAGAAAUUAUUGCAAACGUGGUGACAUAUAAUACUCUACUUCAUUGGUUUUACCUAGAUGGAAGGAUAAAUGAGGCUCAACAUCUGUUCUCUUUUAUGAGUGCCAAUAACAUUUCGCCAGAUGGAAUUACCUACAAUACGAUGAUCGAUAGUCUUUGUAGAGUAGGCAGGUUUUUGGAGGCUACUGACUGCUUUAUCAGAUCCUUGGAAUACAGAUUCUCAACUGAUCUUCUUCUCCGUCUAAUCCACAGGCUGGUUAGAAAUAGAAGGUUGAAGGAAUUGCUAAAGCUAUUUAAAGGAAUUGAGAAGCACAGUAUUUCCCUUGACGUUCUCGUUUUUGACUCGUUAAUUAAAGCAGCCUGCAAGGAAGGUUUUUGUGGAAGCACAGAGAUCUAUGUAGUUUGCCUAAUUCUGGAUAAAAUGCUUGCACGGAGAUAGUGUUGUCUUAGCUGUUGCUUUAGACAUUCCUCAAGCUGUGAUGGUCUUGAAAUCCUGAACUUAGGUCAGGUGAAUUUUUUCUUUGAUACGGUGGGCAGAAGUUGAUACGAUAGCUUUGUGCCUCUCUAUGUGUUCAGGCUUGUAAUAUUAAGCAAGAUUUAUGUGCAACUCCCUGUAGGCUCAGGAGAGGUGGAGGGUUUGCAACUCUACAGGGAACUACUUUUGUGGCAUAUUACGAGCAGCUAUGCUUGCCCGUCUUUGGAAGUAAGGUUGUUCUCUAAUGUCCAAUACUUGCCUAUCUCAUCUUGAACACCGAAGGAGGUUAAUAUACAUUCGGUGAAGGUGCUGAUUAGCUUAGCUCUUGAAUUUGGCAUGUACCUCUUUAUCUUUUUUUUUUGAGAUGAUGAGCAUUUGAGCCCUUCAACAAUUUGUGGUAAGAAUGUAUAGUCGGUAUGUAUCACUGGCCACGUUAUAGUUGCA